Bubalus bubalis (water buffalo) is the source of this 16323-nucleotide messenger RNA. It is a transcript of the gene SCAI, whose product is annotated as suppressor of cancer cell invasion. The record is from RefSeq and is a predicted model, not a curated record. Gene Ontology annotation, biological process: DNA-templated transcription. Gene Ontology annotation, molecular function: transcription corepressor activity. The transcript has 19 exons. Gene Ontology annotation, cellular component: nucleus. The coding region runs from base 5231 to 7276 and encodes 681 amino acids. NCBI's taxonomy places the organism in Eukaryota, Metazoa, Chordata, Mammalia, Artiodactyla, Bovidae.
GUUAAAGUGUUAGAAAUUUUAAACAGCAUACGUUGUUAGCUUAUAAAGUUAUUCUUUCUUUUUUCCUAAUCAGAGUUCUUGACCCUUUGGCUAUUAAGUUUAAAACUUCAACUGAAAUUCAGUACUAUUUAUUUUUAAAAAAUCACUAAACUGUGCCUAAAUAAAUAACUGCCAUAUUAAUGUUUUGGUUUAUAUCCUCUCUAGUAAUAGAAAAACAUUUAAUACUUGUAAUGCUGAUAUGUUCAUUUGAUACCAGUUGAGUAGAAUGUGAUCAAUCCAGUUUACAGUCUCUCAUGAGUAUCAUUAAGUAAAAUAUAUGUACUUUUCAAUGGGAAUCAUUCUUUUCUUGCUGUAACACUUGACCUUAACUUUUAGAAAGUGUUCAUUUUUUAACUGCAACUGGAAAGGUUGAAAAGUCAGGACUCUUGUAUUUGUGGACUGUAAUCUGAAGCAGAUUUUUUAAAGUGUAGAAAAAAAACCCAAAUUGUCCUUUUUGUAAAGGUCUGUGAUACCAUGUUUUGGCUUUGUGCGAGUAAUUUGAAUAUCCAAAGGGUUGUGAUGAUUAGUUCUUGAUAUGCAACUGUCCGCCUAAUAAGGACAAGUGUUCCAGUGUCUCUUAUGACUUUGGUCAUAAAUGAUACUAGAAUUAACCAUUUUGUGAAAUAGUUGGUAUCCGUUUACUACUAUAAUUAAUUUUUUGUCAUUCCAGGAAAUCUUUGUGAAGCCAGCCAAUUAAUAAAGCACUUUAGCAUCUGUUCAGGUAGUUUUGAAAACCAACUUUUUCCCAUUCAGGAUAAGAACUUCCAGGUUACCUAAAAAUGCAAUAAAAAUCUUUAUAGUCUAAGCUUCUUGGCACAUAAUUUUUCAUCAGGGCUUUUCCUUUAUUAAAUGAGCACAAUACUGUUUUAAUUUUGACCCCCUUAACCACACAGCUCCUUGUAUAGUUUUUAACUGUACAGCUGCAAGAAAGAAGUGACUAACACAUUUGCUGCAAACACUUGAACUGUUGGGUCAGUAGCUUUGUGUUACUGCCCUGACCCCAGUGUAAUUCAGGGGGAAAGGUAUUUUUUAUCUUACAGGGAUAUGUAGCUAUGUAUUUUACUAAUUGUGAAACACUGGAAAUUAAUGAUGCAGACAACUUGGUGUGGUCUUGGAAUAGCUCUCUGCAGUAUUUUUUUUUUUUUCUGUUACCAUAAAUUGUAUUUAAGUGCUUGCUCUCAUCUGCUUUUAAGUUGUACCAAUAAAAUCAGUAGCCCUCAGCCCUUCACAUUUGACACUGCUUAGCUUAGAUUGAUGUAGUUGUUUUAGUUAUCCGUGUAAUGUGACUUUUAUUUUUAAGUCAUGGUGUACUGCAUUUGUUUGUCACUAGUUGGGCAUGUGCCAAUAUUUCUGUCCAUUCCUUAACUGCCAUCUCUGUUUUGCCUGAUUUUUUUCUCUUCAACUGAAUAAUGGCUUUUUGCAUGAAAAAAAGUUUUUAAUAUUAGACAUGUAAAGGGAAGAGAGAGUGAAUGUAUUGGACUUUGUAAGCCUAAAAGGAAUAUUUGGAUCCCUCUAAUAAAAAGGGCUAUGUACUAUUUAGAGUAAUCAUGUGGUGGAAAAUACUUGCAAGUCACAGAUUUGUAGGCAGGAGGCUCUGUUACUCCCUGUGUCUAGGCUGAAUGUAAAAUCCCUUAUGUUGUAUUAAUGGGGGUAAUAACUAUUUUUAUUUGCCGAUGAUAUACUUGGUUUCUAAUAAAAUGUCCUAGGCUCUAGUGAGAACUGUCUACUUUUAAUUGCCAAUUACUCCCCUUUCCUCAUUUUUCUGAUAUGCUCUUGGCUAGCUUUUUCUCGGUUAAUGCUUUUUCCUGAAAAAUCUCACCAUUUUAAAUGUGUUUAUUCGAGUGUGAUCCUAAAAAGCCUGGAUCAAGAGCACAUCUCUAAUAUGCAGCCUGCAUCAGCUCCUACUCCAUCUGGAUGUCUAGAACUGUUGGACGGUUUUGAUGUCUUAAACCCUGGGUUUUGCUUUUGAAAUAAGGUUUGAAAUACUGUUCUUCGCAUUAAGAUUUGUGUGUUUUUGCUUUGUAAGCCCAGCAUCAGGUUUUGGAAAAUGCCUGUACUGUGAAAGCAAAUCUGAACUCUCUCUGAGCCUCUUUUAUUGCACAAAUAGAAUUGCUUUCCAUCAGCCUCCAAAAAACUGUAUAUCUGGAGUGGAAGAGAUUAACAGCAAAAAUCCAGAUUUUUAAAUGUACUUGUUUUCUAAAUGCCAAUGUUUGUAAAGCACCUUCAGUUCUUUGGAUGAAAGGUGCUAUAUUCUCUCAGUGUAAAUUAAUAAAAAGAUUAUAGGAAGUUUGUCAAAAAAUUUUAUCUAAUGCAGUCUGUAGUAUGUCCCAACAAGAAGUUAGCAUUUUAUAUAACACAGUUUUAAAAAAUGCUUAUUCCUUUACUUGGUUGCUUGACUAGUAAACAGAAGUGAAACUUUUCUUGUUCUGCAUUUGACUGCAAGUGUCCCAGUUCUUUAAAGGCAACAUUCAAUGUUCUGUCCUGGAUCCACUGCCCAGAACCCUGCUUCAUGAGAUCGUCACAACUCUUUCACUUGCGUAGUUAAACCGUGUGAAGUCAUGCUGAUGAAAUAUACAGUAGUGAAACACCGAACAGGAGCAUUUGGAAAGUCCCCUAGCAUGAAACCAAACACAGGGGAUGCUUGGGGAAGGAACCUGUUCCCCUCUUACUAGUUUUCCUGUUAAUCACUUAGUGAAUAUGUUCCUUUUUCACCCUUGUGAUAGUAAGUUUAUGCUGGUUUGGAUCAUUCAGAUGUUUUCUUAAUUCAAAAGUGCAUGAAGUUUAUGAAUUUUUUUUUGCAUGUGUGUCAACAGAAAUACUUAUUACGUAAGUGUAUUCCACUCAGUCCUUGGGGAUCCACUGUUCUCGGCACUUUGCUCUUUUUUAUAUAAAUGGAAAUGUGUUAUCAAAGACUGAAUGCAGGCAUUAUGGAAUAGUGGAAAGAAUACAGGUUUUGGGAUCAGUCUAAGUUAAGAACCCCAGGUCUGCCAGGGAGUAAGAAUAGCUAACCUGUAUUGCGCACACUUAACUGAAUACUGUACAUGCCCUAUUUUGUGUCAUCCUUAAAAUGGCUCGAUGACUAUAUUAUCUCUUUGUUCAUUUUUUCUUCAGAUGCGGAAACAUCAUAGGUAACUUGCCCAAGUUUGUGCAGGAGAGCUGGAACUUGAACCCCUUUAGGGCAUCCUAGAGUAGUAUUACUCAUCUUACACAAUGUUAGUUAUUGUAGCUGUGUGACCCCCGGGCAAGUUGGAUUCUAAUCUUAAAAAUUCUGUGUCUAAGAAUAUCAUACAGGGUUGGUCUCAGGAUUAAAAACAGCACUCCAAAUACCCAGUCCCUGACCCAAAGUUGCAAUUUAUUGAGAGCACACUUAAUGCCAUUUGCCCAAAUUCAUUGUAGUUAGGAAGUAAGAGUAAUCCAAGGCAAUAUAUAAUUGCUGACAUAGUGUAGUUUAUAUAAGUACAAUAAAUUUGGAGAAGGAAAUGUUUGAUUAGGAUGGAGUAGUUGGGGAAGGCUUAAAAGAGGAAGUGUGAAUUAAAAGAGGAACAUGUACCAGAAUGAUGGGCCAUGCAUUUCAUAUAGUAGAAGCACAGAAGCAGGGAUUACUAGAACUUGGACACGAUUUAAGAGAGAGAAUUGAGGGUACGUACUUCUUGGGAAAGCUUAAGAAAUGAAUAGCUGCAGCUCUGUUGACAAUACUGUGUGUUACAGAAGCAUUGGCCAAUUGUGAAAAACCUUGAAAACCAGGCAGAAUAGUUUUAAUUCAUGUUUUGAGAAACAGUGAAUGACGUUCAAAAUUAGUCUUCCUAGUAAGUUGAUCCCACCAGGACUCCUACCCCAUCUUCCCCAGUCUUUGACAAAUUAUUCUGGGGUUCUUUCCUUUUUCUGGCUUGGUAAUAGGGUGGAUACUACUGGUUGGGAAUUAGGUGACUAUGGUUCUGUAAUUUGAGGAUUAUAUAAAAUACUAAUUUGGGAAGCCAACAUGUCAAUUUUUCCUUGACAAUGCCAUUUUAAAGAUUCCAUUACAAUUUACCAUUAUUUCACUGAAGGAAGUAUGUAAAAAGAGCUGUCUCAGAAUAAAGGACAGUCCUUUACACCAAAUAAAUUCGACUUUAUGAAAAAUUAGUAUUCUUAUUUUUUGCCAUUUGUGAAGAUAAGAGAUUUGUCCCAAGCCUUUUGGGACAAAAGGCUUAAGCUGUUAUAUUAUUGAUGCACAAAAGCAUGUUCCACUAAAACAGAAGUAGCUUAAGAGUUUUAUACCUCCUCUCAGCUCCAAAUAGAUUCUGAGGAUCUACCAAACAAAAACUACAGAGGAAUGCAGCAAGGGGAAGGGGAUUCCACCAAAAAGGAAGAAUUUUGUUAAUAUGUUAAUGAGUUAUGUCUUAUUUUGAAGGAUGGUCUUGUUAAAGCAGAAAAGAUGUGCUGGUAGUCUUGCAUGCUUAGGUCUGGCAACAACACUAAAAAUACAAAGAAAUUUAUUUUAAAAUCGAUUAGCUGGAGCAGAGGUCACAAUUACCUUCAGUAUCACAAGAUGGUUAGCAACACAUUCAGGGGUCAAUUCUGUAUAGGCAUUUGAAAACGGAGCCCAUUGCUUUUGAUGAUGGCAUCAAUUCUGUUUGCAGGGUUGAUUUUCCUUUCUUGGUAAUUUACUUUAUAAACCUCUUGCUUUCUUGGAAGCCUGCACCCAAGCCUGUGAUCUUUUCUACAGAGUACUGAGCACAUAAACCACGCUUUAUUUUGAUAAGAUUCUUACAGUUUUCUUGCUGGAUUCUCUGAAGCGCCUCUGAGUUCUGACCAUUACAGCAUGAUGUAGUCAGGGACCGGAUAUGAGGUGGUUCAAAAAUGAAGCUCAGUUUGGAGACUUAGCUCACUGUCGCACCUGCCAGAGGAGUUUGGGAAACUGCAGCGCUUGGCUGUUGGGUCUGGCGUAGCGAACGCAGUGUCGGGGGGCGCCAGCAGGUGUGUGGGAUGCAGAAACCUGAGCCAAAAGAACCUGCCCGCAGGUGUCUGGCGCCGGAGACGCAGUUUCUACUUUCGACCGCACGGUGGCGCUUAGAUAUCCCCGGCCUUGCUAGCAGUCUCUAAGGCACCUCCGCCGCCACCUGCAGUCUCAACCAAACUCUAGGUGGCGGGAUGUGACGGCCCGAGGGCCCAAUCGACCGCCAGGUUUUCGGCUACACUACAGCUCUAGCCAAUGGGAGCCGAGGAGAGGCGCGGAGGAGGUGGGUCUCGCGGCAAGCCUGGCAGAGGCGCGAGGCCCUCCGCCCGCCUCUCCGCCUACUCCAAGCCUCUGCCGUCUCAGCUUCCCGAGCGAGCCCUGCGGCCGCCGGAGCAGCUCCCGCGGCGGAGCAGGAGCCGGAUGGUCAGAGGAGCCCGGCAGCCCCAGCAGCCGCGGAGUCGCCUGGCCCCCAGACUGACUGGCACAGUGGAGAAACCACCCCGAAAACGGAAAAGCAGGAGGAUUCCUAUCCACUGCACCACCAGGGAGGUCCAGGAGACGUUGCUGAUCGUCCUAAGAACUGAAUUUGCUCUUAAAGAAAUCAUGUCCUCUGGAGGCGCUGAAGAUGACAUCCCACAGGGAGAGAGGAAAACAGUGACAGAUUUUUGUUACCUUCUGGAUAAAUCUAAGCAACUGUUCAAUGGGUUAAGAGAUUUGCCACAAUAUGGACAGAAGCAGUGGCAGUCGUAUUUUGGAAGAACUUUUGAUGUUUACACCAAACUCUGGAAAUUCCAGCAGCAGCAUCGACAAGUCUUGGAUAAUCGAUACGGCUUGAAGCGGUGGCAAAUAGGGGAAAUUGCUUCUAAGAUUGGGCAGCUAUACUACCAUUAUUACCUACGCACAUCUGAGACCAGCUAUCUGAAUGAGGCUUUCUCCUUCUAUUCUGCAAUCAGACAGAGAUCUUACUAUUCUCAAGUCAAUAAAGAGGACAGACCUGAGUUGGUAGUUAAGAAGCUACGAUACUAUGCAAGAUUUAUAGUAGUUUGUCUUCUUCUCAACAAAAUGGAUGUUGUGAAGGAUCUGGUAAAGGAACUGUCAGAUGAAAUUGAAGAUUAUACUCACCGCUUUAAUACUGAAGAUCAAGUGGAAUGGAACCUGGUACUUCAAGAAGUAGCAGCUUUCAUUGAGGCGGACCCUGUAAUGGUAUUAAAUGAUGAUAAUACCAUUGUUAUCACAUCUAAUCGCCUUGCUGAAACAGGAGCCCCAUUGCUGGAACAAGGCAUGAUUGUGGGACAGUUGUCUCUGGCUGAUGCACUCAUUAUUGGUAAUUGUAAUAACCAGGUUAAGUUCAGUGAACUAACUGUUGAUAUGUUCCGGAUGUUACAAGCCCUGGAAAGGGAGCCAAUGAAUUUAGCUUCCCAGAUGAAUAAACCAGGAAUGCAGGAAUCAGCUGACAAGCCUACCAGGCGAGAAAACCCCCACAAGUAUCUGCUCUACAAGCCAACCUUCAGCCAACUAUACACUUUCUUAGCAGCAUCUUUUAAGGAGCUGCCUGCCAAUAGCGUGCUUCUGAUUUACCUGUCAGCCACUGGCGUUUUCCCCACAGGUCGUUCUGAUAGUGAAGGUCCUUAUGAUUUUGGAGGGGUACUUACUAAUAGUAACCGAGAUAUUAUAAAUGGAGAUGCCAUCCACAAACGAAAUCAGUCCCACAAGGAAAUGCAUUGCCUCCAUCCUGGAGACCUCUACCCCUUCACAAGGAAGCCGCUGUUCAUCAUUGUCGAUUCAUCCAACAGUGUUGCUUACAAGAAUUUCACAAACUUAUUUGGACAGCCACUAGUCUGCUUGCUUUCUCCUACAGCCUACCCAAAAGCUUUACAAGAUCAAUCUCAACGAGGUAGCCUGUUCACUCUCUUUUUGAACAAUCCUCUAAUGGCCUUCCUAUUUGUCUCUGGACUGUCAAGCAUGCGUAGAGGCCUAUGGGAAAAGUGUCAAGAAUAUCUUCGAAAAAUCAACCGUGACAUUGCCCAGCUACUGACCCAUUCACGUUCAAUAGAUCAGGCAUUUCUCCAGUUUUUUGGAGAUGAAUUUCUUCGCUUGCUUCUCACGAGAUUUAUCUUUUGUUCAGCCACCAUGAGGAUGCACAAGAUUUUUCGGGAAACACGGAAUUAUCCAGAAUCAUAUCCACAACUGCCAAGGGAUGAAACAGUGGAGAACCCUCAUCUCCAGAAGCACAUUUUGGAAUUAGCAUCCAUUCUGGAUGUGCGAAACGUGUUCCUUGAGAAUACCAUAGACGACUAUUAAAGCAAAAAUCCUCUUGUUGAAACACAUUUUCAUUUGCCACAGAUUUUAAAUGGUGCAGUUUUCUAAUGUGAUGACAGAUACAUAGUGGUGUUAUUUAGUUUUUAUUUUUCAAUUUAGGACCACCAUUUUAAAAACAAACUGAAAAAAAAAAUCGUUCAAACUUUUAGGGUAACUUUUAAAAUACAGUCUUUCAGGUGUUUUAUUAAAACCUCGAUUAAUCUUGGAAUUUUUAUUUUUUGGUUUUGAGGUAUGGGUACUUACCUCUAACAUCUAAUCCUGCACUCAAAUAGUUACUAUUCUCACCCUGAGAAGAGUAAAUCAUUUAUUUUUGUAUAAUGAGGAAAAUCCAACUCUUAUACUUGGACCUUAUAUGUGUGGAUUUGGAAAAUAUAUAAUUGUUCACAGAAGUGAAACUAGCCAGCAUGGACUACUCAAAAUCAAGAUCAUAGCCCUUCCAUAAUAUUUCUUUUCAUUCCAAGUUAGUAUCAAUAGAUAGAAAAAUGUGUGAUUCUUUGAAGCAUAAUCAAGUUAUAGUUCUUGAAAGUAUUUAAUUCAUUUAAAUGCUGUCAAAAUUUCAGAAACUGUAAAGCAUUGAUUUGUAUCUAAAAAGCUAAAUCUUUAAUUGGGGUCUUUAGAUGAUAAAUAUCAUUUGGAAUGUGUGAGUCCUGUGCUAUCAUGAUAUAUAUUUGCAUAUUUUGUUUUCUUUGUAGUUUUUGAAUGUUGGAAGUGAAAAGGAAGUGAAAAAGAGCAGCUUUUAAAUCUUUCCGUCAAAAAAAUCAGAUUGUUGGUUUAAUGAUCCAGUGUUUCCAUAGGAAUUCCAUUUAAACUCUUAUUAAUGAGAUCAAGUUUGAAGGCUAUAUAGAUUGAAGUUUGUGGCAUACACUGCAGAGUUGGUCAUCUUUUUGCCUGGUUCAGAUUGAUGAAACUUCAAAGUAAGUCAGAGAUAUUAUUAAUAUUAGUUGAGGGUAACUGAAUUUAUUAUUUAACCUAAAAUGGAAGUUGCUUUUGCAUUGACAAUUUGGACGUGAGGUUUUUAGAAACUCCUUAUAUUCACUAUUUUCUACUUCAUGCACAAGUUUUUUUUAUUAUUUUAUAUAGGACUCGGUGUAUAAUAUUUAUAAAGAUUUUUUAGUUGUUUUCUUCCUUUUUAUCCCCUUCAUAAAAUUCACAGGCACUAGCUAUGAUUUCUUACCCCUCUUUUGACUCCACAGCUUUCCGAUUGAGAAAUCUAUGAAUCAAAAGCCCUUCUACCUAAUUUUCCAUACAGGCUCACAGUCUACCUCUGGCAGUCCCAGGGGAAAUGAGGUGUUUGCUGUUGGUGCCUCUUUACUAUGUUCCUAGGGAAAUUUUACUGUAAUAUUUUAAACUUGAUUUUUAUUUCUGACAUAGAGAAUUAUUUGGAUCUAAGUUAUGCAUCUAUCUGUUCCACUUUGUUGAUUUUUCAUCUGAAGUCUUAAAGCUAUUGUUCUUGGGUUGGGGGACUUUGUGGGUUUUUUAAUUAACUUUUUAAAAGUCAAUUUUGUUUGUUAUUUUAAACAUUAUUUCAGAAGUCUUUGGAAAAGCCCCAAAGAGAGAUUUUCUUUGCAAGUGGGUUUUCAUUGUCAGAUAAGGACUACUUUCCUGUUUUUUCCCCCAGUACCUUACUAAACUUCAUCAUUUUCUUUUCAUAACUGUUCACCUGGACUACAGCAAUAGAUUAUCCUUAGUUAUCUGACCUCUUGUUUCAAUUCCCCUGAAGUUCUGUGCCAGUAAUGUUCCUAACAACACAUAUUGUCCUGUUCUCUGAUGCUUUAAAUAAUAUUUAUCACCCUGAGCUUUAUCCUCACCUGAUUAACAUAAAGAACAGUGGUUUGAGAACUGGGAGAUCUGAGUUCUAAUCCUGGCUUUCCUGGUAACUAGCUGCUUGUCCUUUGACAAAUGUCUUCAUGUCUGCUUUUUAGCACUCUGGCCUGUUAAAUGAAGGCCUUGGCCCAAGAUUCAAUCCAGUUCUCUGGUUCUAUAAUUUGAAUUCUUGGUUCUGAAAGACUGAUUUUCCCACCCCUGCUGCUUGGAAAAUUGGUUUCCUUUAUUUUGAUGUACACAGUAUUUCCUUUCCUAGAUCUUUUUUACCUAGUUUUUAUUCAAGAAAAUAUUUGGGUCCCACUUAUUGGUUGUAGAAAGUAGUUCAGAGACUUUCCGGAAAAAAUUAGAGGUUAUGUUCGUAGAAACGCGUUUGUCUAAGAGCAAGGGAUCUUGGAAAUCGCAGCCUGUGCUUAGAUGAUGACAUUCCUCCUUAAGCUAAUAGCAGUGUAAUUCCCUACCAGUGGGGAGAAUUAAAGUGAGCUGAUCUCGAGAGGAAAGCUGUACAAGAAAAUUCUAAACUAUUGUUUCAUUCACGUAUAUUGAGCAACAGCUGUUCUCCAGAUUUGGUCCUAGGCAUUAGUCAAACAGACAAGUAGACUUAAACAUCCUUGUCUUCAUGGAGCUUAUAUUCUAGUAGAAGAAAUCAGGCAAUAAAUAUAAUACAUAAUUUAUGUUAGAAAGUUUUAAACAGUAUGAAGAAAAUUUAAGAGUGUGCUAAGGAAAAUUUUUCCUUUGUUUUUAGAGAGAGAAUAAAAUUUCAAAGACCGAUCAGGGUAGGCCUUUUUGGAAAGGUUACAUUUGUGCAAACAUGUCAUAUUCCUUUGUCUUUUCUUUUUUUUUUUUUUUUUUACUUUUUAUCUUUAAAAUUUGAAACAUGCACAGUGUUUAAUGAACGCUCUUGGACCCAUUACCCGCCUCUACAUUUUUUUUUUUAAUAUAUAUUUAUUUAUUUGGUUGCACUGAGUCUUAGUUGAGGCAUGUGGGAUCUAGUUUCCUGACCAGGGAUCGAACCUGGGCCCCCUGCAUUGGGAGCCCAGAGUUUUAGCUACUGGACUACCAGGGAAGUCCCCCAGCCUCUACAUUUUAAGGCCUUACUUUAAUAAAGGAAGAGGAAAAUGAAAAAGGACAAUCACUUAGGUCAAGAUGGCAGUGGCAGAGAAGAAUCUCAUUUUUUUCAAUGUCCUGCCCCCCCUUUAUGAAUAUUAAAAUGGCAAAUCCUUUAUUUAUUUUUAGAAUUCAUAGAAAUUUAAAUUUUGGAAUGAAAAACAAAGCAAAGCAAUGGGAAAGAACACUUUUUUUGCUUUCAAAUCACACAAACUCCCCUCCUGGAGAUUCUGAUACAGACUCUCACCUCACUUAAGAAUCACUAUAAACAAAAUAGUGUAAAAGUGCAAGAAGUAAGUUAUGUACAAACAAAAUGAAAAUUAAAUACAAAACAAAAUUAAGCACAAUGAAAUUGUUUUCUUUCUUUAUCUGUAUGUUUCUGAAGUCGGUAAAGCAACUGUCUUCUCUGUUUUACAGAAGAGAAAACUGAGACCCUCAAAAGCUGUCGUUUUUUCCAUAAAGAUGGAGCCAGAACUAAAACUCAGAUCUCCUAUUCUCAGCCCAGUCUUUCCCGGUAGCUCAGGUUACUUUCUAUGACAAACAAGAAAGAAAUAAUUAGAGAUUUAGAUUUUGGCACAAAAGUUAUGGUAUUUGUUUAAUAUAUCAAAUAUUGAAACCAGUAAAUCAGUCAGCCCUAGCAAAAUUUUAUUUAUUAAUUAUUUUUUAAAAAUCCACAAGUCAGACAUUUUAUCUUUGAUUUUAGCCAGGAUAUAUUCGUUGUGAAUGUAUAUAUGUGUGUUUUCUUCCUAGGAAGUGGUGCUCUCAAAAACCUCUCAAAGCACAUAGAAUUUAUUGUUCUCUUUAUAUUUUUACCAAGUUGAAAUGUUUUGAGAUUAUAAAAGGAAAGUGCAAUCUAGUCAUGACUGAAAUUUUCCUAGUAAAGGAUCUGAGUUUUAUUUUUUUCCUCACUGUGGCUACUAUGCUUUGUUUUCUUCUUGCAGUAGAAUUCCCUGUAAGACAUUAGGUGGUUAUUGAACUGAAUUUCUUUGAGGUAAAGGGAAAAGCAACAAAUCUGAUUUAUAUAUCAAUUAGGGGAGCUUUUGUUGGUAUUCUUUUCCCAGUUUAAUCUCUGACCUGUGUGAGUUAGUAACUUUCUGUAUCUUAGAAGGGUUUUGGACUCAGUUGAAAAAUCUUGUACUUAGUUAUCCACGGAGACUUGUCAUCAGUCUGAUAGAGAACAUUGUAGACAGGAAAUAUAGUAAGGUACCAAGGUCUGCAAACUUGGCUACUGCCUGUGAUUCAGAACCACCUCCCCACCCUAAGUGAGUAAACAGAUUUGAUAUGAAUAUGAAUGUUAUGAAUCUCCUGGUGAUAUUUUGGGUGUUUAUGUUCCUGUAUGUGUGUUUGGAGAGUAUUAAGGAUAUUUACAUUGAGGGCUCUUUUGUUGUCCUUAUUUAUUUGAAAUUCUUAUUUUAUUUGCAAUGGCAUGUAUAUAUUUUGGUGAUGCUGAAUGCAAUCUCUGUGUAUACUUUUUGUAUAUAUGUACAUAGCUGUAAAUAUAUGGUAUGCAAUGAUACAGUAUGUGUAUAUUAUAUACCCAUACCCAUUGUGGGCUGAAUUUAUUUAAGUUCUGUGAGGACAUCAUAGUGGCAUUGUUCAUGCUACUGUACUAGGUUGUGGCUGUAUCUCAAUCAUGAGCCUCUAUUUUGAGGGGCUUGUGUUUGGGUAAAAUGGGCUAUUUUGGAGUUGAAAUUAGGAUGUGAAGAUAUUAACAGAAAGCUGGAUAUUCUUAGCUUUAAAAAUCAUCUGCCAGUUUUCAUUUAAACUGAUGAUAAAUUGUGAUAUAAACCUGAAAAACCUAAGUAUGUGAAACUGAGACACCAGCAGGUUCUUAAGCUAUAUUAGUCCUUUAUUUUCUUGACUGUAGUUGGGUAUUAUUACUUAGUAACACAUGUAUUUAUAUUGAGAAUCAAGGGGCAAUGGAAAAUACUACUUUGAUCACAUUUCAAAAUAGAUAGGAAAUAGGGAAAUGUUCCUAAUUGCCAUUUUAAUACCUGCUACCACAGUUUAAUUUUGGAAGAAUUUUUUUUUUCACUAGUGUGUCUCAUUUUAUAUGUCUCUAUGAGGCAAAAAAGGGGGCAUUAGGUAGAAGGCUUUACUUAGGUGGGGUCAAAUUUAAUGAGGAACAGGAGGUUGAUAAACCUGUAUAUUUGCAGCAGCUGUGAUUAAGUUCUGUCUUGGCAUUUCUAGCUAUAGAUUUUUCUUAAUUGGAAUUGCAUAUCAAGGAUGAGUCCACUCAUCUGCGAAAAUGCUUCCAGUGAAUAAAAUGCCUCCAGAUGUAUUUCUUUGUCUCUGUGAGACCACUGUGUUCUGCAAAUUGAUAUAUUCACGCGUGAAGCAGGAUUCUUAACAGUAGGUAUGUGGCGUGCUAUAUAUAAAAGCAGGGCCUUCAAACCUCUCCCAAGAAUGACAGGUACGGGAGGAUAAGAGGGUAGUUUGUAUGUGUAGUGCCAAUAUGUGAACCUAUGGAAAAUCACAGAGAUCAGUGCUCGGCUCCUCCUGUCUUCACUGGGCAUGUUCAUUUGCAUGGAAGAGUGUAGGAGAUGUUUUAAUAUACACUUGAAUAUAUUCACCACAAAAAUUAAGUGGGUUUUUUUUUUUGCAUGAUAAAGUAUAACUGCAAAAAACUGUUUACCCUAUUGUUCUUCAGAAGAUUAAAUCCAUCUGAUCCAACUUGAAAUUAUCUUAAAAAGUCAGAAAUCAAUUCUGCCAUCCCCCAAUAUGUUACAUUUGCCUCUUCACUGUAGUUUUAAUAUAACAGCCAAGUAUUCAUAACACUUCUCAAUUAAAAUAUUACAUUUCAAAUAGUUAUAAUAGCUUUUUUCUUAAGCACAUAAAAUUUGGCAGUGUACUAUUUCUGAGAAAUCAGUGAAAACAUUCAUAGUGUCUGAUGUUUUAGUAACCAAGUUAUUUAUUGCAACUGGAGAGUAGCAGAGCAGAUGUUAUGCUAUUUAAAAUUCAUGGAACUGACUCACGCUUAACGUGGACAUUGAUUUGAGAAGAGCAGCAGCAAAUAGAAAGAGUAGUAGAUGAGGUUGACUUUGUGACUGUGACCUCUGGCUCUCUAACAGUUGUCAAGCCAGUUACUUUGCAGUUUUGCUUAGAAAACCACGCCCUCUCCCCCUGUUCUCCUGCUGUCUUAGACAUCGAUACUUUAUACCUGUUCAUGCUGUACCCCCAAUCUGUCACUGGAUACCGUGACCACUUUACCUUAAAAAAAGGUUUUUUUAAGGCAAUUCAUCUUACUCAAACUAGAAUUUCAAAACAUAGUAUUAUACUGUGUUCCAGCUUCACUGAAUUUUUGAACACAGAGAUUUCUUAAACAUGCCUUGUGUUUAAGGAAGAAUAACUGGUGUGUGAAUGGAAACAAUCACCUUUUGAAGGGAAGGAUGUCAGAAUGAUGCUGGAGGGACAUGCCCUUAAAUGAGUAUAAAGACAAAUGUAAUAAGUGGAACUAGUUUGUUGAUGCCAUAGAAAUAUUUCCUUUGGAAUUCUGUAGAUAUGAAUUGUUUUCUUAAGCUAAAAUUGAUAUUUUUCCCUUUAUUGGUUUGGUGUAAUAUUGACUUUUGAGAAAAAUUCCAUUUAGUAUAACAUUGUUCCUUAAUAACUGAAGCACCAUUUUUUAAUUUAAAAAUAUUUUUGUUAAUUUGUGUUUUUUAAAGUUAUUUUUUAAAUUAAUUAUCAAACUAUUCUAAGCAGUAUGAUUUUUUAAAAAAACAUAUUUGAACAAGACUUCAGAGAUUCUUAGUACUUUGAGAUAUAGUAAUUCUGCACUCCAGAUUCACUUAAUCAUCAAGCUGGAAUUUGGUCAUAGAACAGACUAUAAAUUGGGAAUAUUUUCCUAUUUUGGUGGUUAAUUCCUGUCUAUAUCAUAAGACAAUCAUCUUUUUAGAUGUAGUAUUGUAUAUUGAGAUGUUGGUAAUUUCAGGGUUCAGAUUUUAUUUUACUUUUCUGACAGGCUUAUGAAAUAUAAGUUAAUAGCCUGAGGGUUUAUGUCACUUUUCAGAAUGAGAUGGUAAAUUAUAGCUAGCCUUCCUAUAGGCGUGCCGUAAACAUUUGAAAUUUUGUGUUAUAUCACUAAUAUUCUUUUCUCUUUUGAAACUGUUGUGAAUGUCCACUUAUCCAUGAUUGAAAAUUAAGAUUUGUAAACAUUAUGAUUUGAUCCCUAAGUCUUCUGAAACAUCAAAUCAGUGAGAUCAACCAUUGUAAAAUACAAACUGGUCAUAUAUGUUAACCCAAAGUAAUCAUUUCCAAACGAUAUCAAAAUAAACUCUAAAUACAAAAACCUUAUUCCUACCCUUCUUUGCAUGUUACUUUUUUCUAGAUUAUGUGUUGUGAUGUAUUAAAAAUAUGCAGGAAAAAUUGCUUAAAAUGUUUUAGGGCAAUAAUUUUUAUUCCUAUUUCUUGCAGAAUCAUUUUUUUUAAAAAAAGAAAAAACUCUUGUUUACCUUUUAUUAAAAAGAACUCAAUGGUUCAGUAAAAUAUCUUAGGAUUUUGUGUUUGUGGCUUUUUAUAGUUACGUGGUUACAUUCCUUUUGUCCCAUAGAUCAUAUGGCUAGUUCUCCAGCUGUUUUUUAUUUAUUGUUUUUAAUAAACCUUGCCACUCAACAAUCAGAUAUAUUUUGGAGGCUUCUUCCUGUCAAAGUAGAAAGGUUUUAGGUAAUAGGAAAGGCAGAUGCAAUGUCCUACAUUUUCAUAGUAGAGCUUACAAGUGAAAGGAUUUAUUCAAAUAGGUUAUCUUCACUGUGUAGCACCAGUAAAAGUAGUGGUUUCAUUAAUCAUUGAAUGUGAUGAAGCAGUUUUAAGUCAUUUCCUACUUAGCUCUAAAGAAUUUUGUCAUUUCAGGCCACAUUAUUUUCUCUGAGUAGUUUUCCAUUGUAAGGUUGAAUAUCUUUUUAUUUGUAUCAUCACUAAGGGUUAAGCUAAUCAAAUAGGAAUUAAAAUAAGUUGUACUUGAUCUUUUUUCCCUGAAAAUAAUGGUGAACCUAUUGUCUAUAUUAUGGAUAUUAGGCAGAAAUGCACUUGUUUCGAUCAUAGAAGAAAUUACAUUUGGAAAAUAUAAUUAUUUGAUUUUCUAGUGGUGUGAAAUACUUUUUAAAAAUUGUGCUUGUCUGUAACUGAAAUGUUAUAGAAUUGUAACACUAUAAGGAUUCUAGAGUUAUAUUUAUUAGCUCUCUUUGAGAGACUGAAGCACAAUAAUUUUCACGUAACCGUACUUACCAAGUGCUGCUGUCGUGCAAAUGAUGAAACUAUUUGGUUGCCUAUCUAGCUAUUCACAAAUCACUGUAAUCCUUGAAAUGUAGUCUUGUUGCUCAUCUGUAUUAAAUUUUGGGUACUGUGGGUUAAUACUUUAGAACAAAAUCCAUCAGCUCAGCUCGGUGAGCCCAACAAACCGUUUGGAUUCACUAGUUUUAUAUGUGUUCUCAAUAGAAUUACAUUUGAAGGGGCUAUUUAUUACCAGUGACUAAGGGGGAAAAUUAUAUUGUCAAUAUCAUUUGACUUGAACAAUUGUGGUAUUGUAAAAGUCUUACCUGUUGUGUUUCUAAAUUGCUUAAGCCAUACAUACUCUUAAGGAUUUUUUUAUUGUGUUCCUUUUCAGCAGCAUUUUUCUGCUAUGUCUGUUAUGGUUAAUAUGUCAUAGAUUUUAGAAAUUAAGAAGUUACCAAAACAUUUUAUUUUCCUGAUCAUCACUUUUGACUCUUGUGUGAUAUGUGAUUUGUCAUAAAGGAUAGCAAGCCUUCUACUACUUCACUAAAUGAAUUUCAGAGUAAACACUGUGAUUCUGCAGAGGAUUCAGUAGGCCCUUGUUUUUCCAAUGUUUUCUUCUGUUACAUGGUGCCUACCACCUUGAGGGGCGCUUAAAUACUAGAGGAUGAAGAGUUAAACAUUGUUUUGAUGUUUAUUGAAUAACAAGAUUACAGAAGAUUUGAUUUUUGUCAUCAGUGUAUAGAAGACAUUUUUGCAUUGAUAAAUGUUCUCUCUAGGAAUGUGAUUACAUUCAUCAGGUGUGAACUCUUGUAAAUGAAUUUUGUAUCUUGAAUUCACAUAUAUAUUAAGUGUAUCAUCGAUAUAAAAAUAAACAUUAAAAUUAUUUGCUUAAA